Molecule: messenger RNA, 2316 nt
Organism: Dichomitus squalens LYAD-421 SS1
Lineage: Eukaryota; Fungi; Basidiomycota; Agaricomycetes; Polyporales; Polyporaceae
Product: glycoside hydrolase
Exons: 9
Coding region: 1-2316 (771 amino acids)
Biological process (GO): glucan catabolic process
Cellular component (GO): cell surface; extracellular region
Molecular function (GO): beta-glucosidase activity
Source: RefSeq, a predicted model, not a curated record
AUGCGCCGUCGUCGGUUGAUCCCCUUCAUAACGCCCCCCACGUACGCUCGUGUCAUUAACAUGAACGCGUUCACGGCGCCUAGCCCGUUCUCCGUACCAUUCUCAACAAGCAACGCAUCUGAAAACCUCGGCUCUCGAGGCAGCGCUCACUACCUGCACUCUCGACCUAUUCCAGCAAACCACCCUCCAGAAGCGUCGACCAACUCGCUACCCCCCUCGCCCUUCCUCGACAAGCCCGAGGAUGCAGAACUUGACACCGCGGACAAGGAAACGUACUAUAGCGAAGUCCCGUCCCUUCCGAGGAAGCGUCCUCUUCACACGCGUCCGUGGGUCAUCGCGGUCGCUGGCAUCGUCCUCGCCGCCAUCGUCGCCCUCGUCGUGUACGCUGUAGCGUCCAGCCCGCACAAGCACGGUCCCGCGGGCAACAAGAGCAGCGACUCCCAGUCUGGUGCUCCGAACGACGUCGGGCAGUCGAGCGACAAGCCAGCUCCAUACGUAGAGAUCACGACUGGCGGCGACGGAAGCACGGUCACGAAGGAGGACGGCUCCACGUUCACCUACCACAACUCUUUCGGCGGCUACUGGGUGGCCGACUCGACGAACCCCUUCGACAACGGCGCGCGCGCGAACUCGUGGACGCCCGCGCUCAACCAGACCUGGACGUGGGGCAAGGACCGCAUCAACGGCGUCAACCUCGGCGGGCUCUUCGUCCUCGAGCCGUUCAUCGUCCCCGCGAUCUACGAGCAGAACCCGAAGGCCGUCGACGAGUGGACGCUCAGCACGGCGCUCCAGGGCAAGGGCACGCUCCAGGCGGUGCUCGAGGACCACUACAGCACGUUCAUCACCGAGGAGGACCUCGCGCAGAUCGCGGGCGCGGGCCUCAACUGGGUCCGGCUCCCGAUCCCGUUCUGGGCGGUCGAGGUGUGGGACGACGUCGGGGUGGACGCGGACGGCCAGAAGGUCGCGGAGCCGUUCUUGGCGAAGGUCUGCUGGAAAUACGUCGUACGCGUGCUGCAGUGGGCGCGCAAGUACGGCCUUCGUGUCCUGCUCGACCUGCACACUGCUCCUGGCUCCCAGAAUGGCUUCAACCACUCUGGCAAAUCCGGCGCGAUCAACUGGUUGAACGGCGUCAUGGGCCUCGCCAAUGCACAGCGCUCUCUCGACGUCAUCCGGUCCAUCUUUGAGUUCGCUUCUCAGCCUGAAUGGCAAGACGUCGUCCCAAUGGUCGGUGUUCUCAAUGAACCGUACCAAGCCACAGUUGGCGGGGAUCAGCUGCGCUCUUUCUAUUAUGAGGCUUAUAAGAUGGUCCGCAACAUCACCGGCGUCGGUGAAGGUAAGGGACCUGUCAUCGCGUUCCACGAUGGUUUCAGUGGGUUCCAGCAAUGGGCCGGCUUCCUGGAGGGAGCGGACAGGAUUGCGAUCGAUGACCAUCCCUACUUCGCGUUCGGCGGCCGCCCAAACCGAGAACUUGUGAACGUCACUGCUGACGGCGGCGACGGAACCCUCAUGGGCGGCCCUUGGCCCAAGGACGCCUGCGGAUGGGCAGACAGUAUCGCUAGCAGUCGCACAGCGUUCGGCAUCAGCUUCGCGGGCGAGUUCAGCAAUGCCAUCAACGACUGUGGGCUGUGGGUCAUCGGCGUGGACGUGCCCGCGACUUACGGGGCCGGCUGCGACUACUGGUCGGACGCAUCGCGCUGGUCGGACGAGACGAAGCAGGGGCUCAUGAACUUCGCGAUGGCGUCCAUGGAUGCGCUCGGCGACUGGUUCUUCUGGACGUGGAAGAUCGGCAACUCGACGACGACGAACACCGUGCAGGCCCCCCUGUGGUCGUACCAGCUCGGGCUCGAGGGCGGCUGGAUGCCCAAGGACCCGCGCCAGGCCGCCGGCACCUGCGCGAAGUUCGGUGCCCCCGUCCCCGCCUGGGACGGCGCGUUCCAGCCGUGGCAGACGGGCGGCGCGGGCGCGGGCCAGAUCGCCCCUGAGGCGGCGCAGAAUGUCAUCGCGUGGCCGCCGCCCAAGCUGCAGAACGCGGGUGGGGGCGGGGGCCCGCUGCCGCAGUACGCGAGCAAGGGCACUCCGGUCACGCUCGCCCCGCCAACGUUCCCCGCCACCGCGACGGUGAAGGUCGGGAACGGGUGGGCGAACCCGCAGGAUGACGGGCCGGCGGUUACGCCCAUUCCUGGGUGUGCGUAUCCGAACGCGUGGGACGCGCUCGAGGCGCAGGCUCCGGACGCGGGAUGCACGCCUGAUGAUGCAGGUGCUGCUCCUCCUGCGGACGGCGCUGACCCUGCUGCUACCCCAGCCCCUGCUGCCUAA